GUUUUACACGUCACCAAGUUUAGUGCUGACUCCGGCUUCAUACCAAAUCCCCACACGCUCACGGUUUAAUAUUUAAUAUCUAUAUAGGUAUAUCAAACAUAUCUCAAAAUGAGUACUAUGUUUCCAGACACAAUUCUUAUUGUGUUCAUUUCGGUUUGCACGGCUCUGUUAGCCGAGGGUAUCACAUGGGUGUUGGUGUAUCGAACGGACAAGUACAAGCGGUUAAAGGCGGAAGUUGAAAAGCAGAGCAAGAAAUUGGAAAAGAAGAAGGAAACUAUCACAGAAUCUGCUGGACGCCAACAGAAGAAAAAAAUUGAAAGACAAGAGGAGAAGUUGAAGAAUAACAACAGAGAUCUGUCCAUGGUGCGGAUGAAGUCCAUGUUUGCUAUUGGGUUUUGUUUCACAGCUUUGAUGGGAAUGUUCAACUCUAUCUUUGAUGGGCGAGUUGUGGCCAAACUUCCCUUUGUCCCACUGUCCUACAUUCAAGGCCUUUCUCACCGUAAUCUGCUGGGAGAAGACUACACAGACUGCUCUUUCAUCUUUCUGUACAUCCUGUGCACCAUGUCCAUUCGACAGAACAUCCAGAAGAUGCUGGGCCUUGCUCCAUCUCGUGCUGCCACAAAGCAAGCUGGAGGAUUCCUGGGGCCUCCUCCUCAGGCCGCCAAGUUCUCUUGAGGUUCACCUGUGACUUCCCAGGGGGAGCGCGGCCUCGUGUUCAGUUGACCCACCCGACCCAGAGGUUGGGACGGAGCUCUGCCGAUCUGAUUUAUCUUCAGAAACUGCAGACUCCGUCCCCUGAGAAGUGUGGGGGUUACGAGUUGAAUAGUUGUGUUCAGAAUGGGCAGCUUUUUUUUCACCUACCCCCCCAUCCCAUUUUUCCUUACCUGAUUUUAUUUAACCUUCACACAUUUAUGUGCAUAAUUUAUACAAAAACCUAUGAUUUUAAUUCUAAGUACCUCUCUAAAGUAGUUGCCUUUUGAUUUCCUUUGGUAUCUGCAAUGCCUGUGUAAUAGAAAGUGUCCUUAGAACAUGAGUAGCACUCAUUAGAUGCACAAGGUCUUUGGUACAACUGAGAGAACACAACUGUGAGAGAUGUUUUCUAUGUGAUUGUUUGCAGAAGUAGAAUAAAGGCCAUUUGACAUCCUUUUGAA
Molecule: messenger RNA, 1151 nt
Organism: Sardina pilchardus (European sardine)
Lineage: Eukaryota; Metazoa; Chordata; Actinopteri; Clupeiformes; Clupeidae
Gene: tmco1
Product: transmembrane and coiled-coil domains 1
Exons: 7
Coding region: 109-675 (188 amino acids)
Biological process (GO): endoplasmic reticulum calcium ion homeostasis
Cellular component (GO): endoplasmic reticulum membrane; endoplasmic reticulum; cytoplasm
Molecular function (GO): calcium channel activity
Source: RefSeq, a predicted model, not a curated record